ACAGUGAGAAAGAAUCCAGAGAAUCACGCCGGCGCCGAUGGCGUUGUUAAAGACUUCGCUAAUCGGAUUUCUCCAACAAUAUUGAGAAGAAGGAGCCGGCAAGAAAAACCCGCAUCUAUCCCAUUCCCGAGGUAGUUGAUCGUCACCGAUAAGUUUCAUCGUUGGUAGGUGUCAAUGGGAUCGUUGUCACCUCCAAUCCUGACUGCCCCACAAGGUACACAAGUGCAGAAUAUGAUUCAAGCCUACAUUGAUGGACGACAACCGUACUGUUGUCCAUCAAACCCUUCUACCGCAGCAUCCGGCCCUAUCGUCUACGAGGAGCAGCAGACACUGUCGACGUCGAGUACCUUGGCUGCUCCGUACUCGUCCCAACCGACUACCAAACAGACUCCUCCUACCGUUGUAAGAUCGGGCAUCCCGUCUGAUCAUCGGAAAGGAGAUCAAGAAUAUCAAAUCCACCAAAUCGCCGUCGCUGCUGCUAUCGGCGUCAUUCCCAACCGAUCCGUUCGGGAUACCGCUCGCUUAGUUCAUCGCGUUCUACAGCAACAGGAACACCGGCCUUCAUCACAGGCACCGACUCCGCUGGAAGCCUUGCCUACCCUGCUCUACAAUCCAAGAAGCUCUUCGCUAAACGAAGCGUUAGCCUCGGCCUCCACCGACACAAUUGUCAUUUUCCGCCGGACCAGAAGUUGCCGUGGAGGAUAUCUUGUGGAUGCCGGUCUCGUGUGGUAUGACCGCCCUACACGUCGCCGCACGCAUCCAUGGAACGUGCGCUUUGUUGCCAACGUUGUCGAACGCCAGCUUGCACAACGACAAUCACGAUUGCAAAAUAUGCCGUAUCCGUGCACAUCCAACACCGCCGCACGCAACUGGUGGCGCUGGCUCGUUCAACAAGCGUCCGAAACGGACCAAGCCCGUCGCAAUCCUGUGCGCAAGCGAGAUUCCGGUGGCGAUUCCGUGUUUGAUACCUUUUGGGCCACGUGGGCGCACCCAACGCCGUCGACAGCGGGUGCCGGCCGAACUGUCACUGACUAUGGCACACGGCCGGCUCCGCCUCCGCCGCCCUUUGUGGCCCGCUUUCCAGUGGCACUGGAUCAAGUUCUCGCCUCACCGUACCACUUACAUCUUUUGCAGAUUUGUAUACAGCGCCAACGGCAAGCCAGUAUUCAGAACAUUACGUUUGCAAUGGAUGAGACUAUCCCCGACGCUGUCUACAUUGUCGCUCGCUUCUGGUGGGCCUUGACGAUUCUGUUGGACGGGGCACGAGGCGAAAACGUGCACUCGAGCGCUAGCGCUAGGGAGAGCAAAGUUGCCUCUACUCCCGCCGUGUUGCCUAUUGUCCCCUUUCUGGCAUCUACUGGGUCUUGUCCGGAGCGUCUCGCUCGUUUGGUAUUCUGUUUGUUUCCCGAGCAGCUCUCGUACAUUGUUCCGGACACUGGCGCCACAGUGUUGCACCUGUGGGCUGCCGCUCCCAACCCGAUUCAUGAAGAACGUGACGGUAUGCUGAUCCCUCUCUUACGCACUUGUCCGGCGUUGGCUGCUGUGAAAGACAACCGAGGCCGUUUGCCUAUCCACGUAGCCCUGCAUUGGAACAAAGCCAUGCCGGACGUUCGUGCGUUGUGGGAACACGCCCCCCAUACCGUUCACGUUCCAGAUCCGCUCAAGCCGACUUUACCGUUGGUUGUCCUCGUCACGUUGACUGCCCGCAAACAGAAGAUGAACACCUUGCGCGCGCUGGAGCGACGCAACCCCGCCGUAUCGUUGGCGGAAUGGUUGGACGCAACGCGCGAUACCGAAACGUUACAAGCGAGUGCUUUGUGCUUGGGGUUUAUUGAGCGGACCUUUGUUGUUCGGCACGUACACGAUGAGGUGCCAUUGGAAAGUGAUUAUCCGCCGCAACGGGCCCCAACUAGCGUUCCAGCUAGUCCUCUUAGCCUAUUCACUUAUCCUGGUGGUCCAAACAUCCCUAAAGACGAAGAUUGCUCUUACUAG
This is a messenger RNA of Phaeodactylum tricornutum CCAP 1055/1, 1992 nucleotides long. RefSeq lists its product with no specific name. Bases 175 to 1992 code for a protein of 605 amino acids. Lineage: Eukaryota; Bacillariophyta; Bacillariophyceae; Surirellales; Neidiaceae. The transcript is spliced from 4 exons. The record is from RefSeq and is a predicted model, not a curated record.